This is a messenger RNA of Drosophila guanche, 1824 nucleotides long. It is a transcript of the gene Zip99C, whose product is annotated as zinc transporter ZIP13 homolog. Gene Ontology annotation, molecular function: zinc ion transmembrane transporter activity. Lineage: Eukaryota; Metazoa; Arthropoda; Insecta; Diptera; Drosophilidae. The transcript has 5 exons. Bases 519 to 1595 code for a protein of 358 amino acids. Gene Ontology annotation, cellular component: membrane. Gene Ontology annotation, biological process: intracellular zinc ion homeostasis; zinc ion transmembrane transport. The record is from RefSeq and is a predicted model, not a curated record.
UUUAUGUGCAAUUUGUGUACUUGUAACCUUUCGCAGAUCUCCGUGCUGCGCUAUUAAACGCAAAGUUCUUCUGAAGGGACAACUAUAUCUCAAAAAGACAAAGAUACUCCUCUAGAAAAAGAGAAUCGUGCAUUUAAAUUGUUUAGUGGUUGCCAAUAUUCUCACACAACGCAACUGCUAUUGCGCAUUAGAUAAAUAAAUAAGAUAUGUUUGUUCGCGAACGCAACAGUCACCAGAUUCAAUGAAAACAAAACAAAAUACUUUUCCUUUGUGCCUCAUUGAAGUCUCGAGGAGACGAGCACGUUGACGCCAAAAGAGCCAGCAUAACGCUGGGACACAGGCGUGGCACAAAUUGAGUUAAGAAGCUAAUGGACAUGAUCAGACAGUGAUUGAACACAUCAUUAACGCACGUGCAGACAAAAAAUAAACGACGAACAACCGGAAGAGUCGUCGUCCAGAUCCAGAGACAGUUCAGGAAACAGCAGUAGCUGAACACACAACAGACACACACACACACAAUGAGCACAAAUAGCAGCUUUUUUGAUGAACAUUUCAAUAUGCUUUAUGCCAAUCUGAUGAACAAUUAUGUGCCAGAGUACUUUAAGAGCUUCCAGUAUACCCCAUGGGUGUUUUCGCUGCUGGGGUCGGUGGUUAUCGGCCUCAGUGGCAUCUUUCCACUGUUCAUCAUUCCGACACAGGAGAAAAUGGACAAAAAUGGAUUCAAAGAUCCUGCGGAAUCAAAGUUUCUGCGAGUGCUGCUGAGCUUCGCCGUGGGUGGACUGUUGGGGGAUGUGUUCCUCCAUUUGCUGCCAGAGGCAUGGGAGGGGGAUCACCAGAGCUCUACGGGGGACUCCGGCCACCCGUCGCUACGCUCCGGAUUAUGGGUACUCGCUGGCAUAUUGAUCUUCACGAUAGUGGAGAAAAUCUUCUCCGGCUACACGAGCGCAGAUGAGGAGAAUCCCCAGCCAAAGUGCGUGGAAAUCGCCAACUGCCUGCUGCGUCGCAAUGGUGGCCAGAUGCCGGAGGGAGGAACCUCCGAGAGCUGCGGUGGCGCCUGCGACAUUGAGGACGUGGACAAAGUUUGUUUCCUGCGUGAGCGGGAACAGAAGUCCAAGGAGCAGAAAGAACAGCCCCGAAAGGUCGCGGGAUACCUGAACCUGCUCGCCAAUUCUAUUGACAACUUCACGCAUGGCCUGGCGGUGGCUGGCUCUUUCCUUGUCUCCUUUAGACACGGAGUUCUGGCUACAUUUGCCAUUCUGUUGCACGAGAUCCCUCACGAAGUUGGGGAUUUCGCCAUUCUUCUGCGUUCCGGCUUCAGUCGCUGGGAUGCGGCACGGGCACAGCUGCUAACAGCGGGCGCAGGACUACUUGGUGCCCUGGUGGCGAUUGGAGGCUCUGGUGUAACCUCAGCCAUGGAGGCACGCACCUCGUGGAUCAUGCCCUUUACCGCUGGCGGUUUUCUGCACAUUUCGCUGGUCACAGUAUUACCUGAUCUCUUAAAGGAAGAGGAGCGCAAGGAAUCCAUUAAGCAGCUGCUGGCCCUGGUCUUUGGCAUUGCGUUAAUGGCCAUCAUGACGACGCUUUUCGAACACUAACCUAACCCUAGCAAGACGCCGAGCAGCACAUCAGAAUAGUUUAUUCCAUAAAUGGUUCCAGGACAGGGAGGGCCGUUUUUUGGCUGUCCAAAAUUGAAAUGAAUUUGUUGUACUUUACGGGAUGCGCCCAGCCACACGUCCUAUUUUGCGUUAUGUAAUUAUAGCCGAUACGAAUGAUAUUUAAACUACUGUUAAUAAUUACGUAUUAUUGUACCAUACGAAACAUGAA